Messenger RNA from Closterium sp. NIES-67, 1685 nucleotides. Lineage: Eukaryota; Viridiplantae; Streptophyta; Zygnematophyceae; Desmidiales; Closteriaceae. The record is from the annotation of a GenBank genome assembly.
ACUGCUGAUAAUAAGUGAUGACGAGUGAGAGUCACCUCAGCUCAUCACUCAUAGACGGCAUCCAGGAUACAUAAUAACUUCUGCCUCCAUUGUCGUCAGCUCGGUUCCCCUUGCCUAUUCAAUGGCUGCUCUUGCCUCGUCCUCGUCGCUUCGCGGGCCGCUGGCCGCGUGCGUCCAGUCAUCGCUGGAGAAAUGUGAGAUGCUCGGCCGACCCGUCAGCCUCGCCUCCUGCGCAGCUCCCCUCCCAACCGCCAGUAACGCCCCCGCCAUUGCCGUCCGCUGCGCCGCGAAAGACGGAAAAUCGGCCGCCGCAGAGCCCGGAAGCGCCUCUCACGGGCACACCGGGCAGCGCGUCGUCAAUCGGCGGCUGAUCCUCGGCGGGCUGGCGGCCGGCAUGGCGGCCGUGGUGGGUUGCCCCAUCUGUGACUCUAACGGGGGAUCCUCUAUCGGGGCCGCACUGGCCGCCGAUUGGAGCAAGGGCGACGUCUCCGGGCCCAUGGAGUGGGGCGAGCUGUGCGCCGCGGGCGACGCGAAGCUCGCCAUCGACGCUCCGCUGAACGCGACGUCGAAGCUGACGAGAGACAACGGCCUCGGCAAGAUCACAUUCGCGUAUAAGAACGCCGAGGCGUCGUUCCUCAACACGGGGCAUGGCACCAUGCAGGUGAAUUUUCCGGACGGCAGCAACUCGUGCGUGGUGGGCGGGCGGCAGCUGCAGCUGCUACAGUACCACUUCCACGCGCCCAGCGAGCACUCCUUCAACGGCGUGCGCUCGCCCAUGGAGGCGCACCUCGUGCACCGCGAUGCUGACGGCAAGCUGGCAGUGAUUGGUGUGAUGGUGGAGGCGGACCCCAAGGCGCCGCGCAACCUGUGCCUGGAAGCCGCCCUGGCGUUCAGCCCCAAUGAGAGGAACAAGAAGAACGCCGCUCCCCAGGAGUGUCUGGAGGUGCCGGUGGUGGGCAGUGGGGGCAUGCGGUCCGCCCUGCAGCAAUGCCUGCGCAUCCAGACCAGCCCCGCGCCGCUGCUGCCGCCCCUUGACAGGCCCGACGGCUCCCACGCGUACAUCCACUACCAGGGCUCCCUGGCUGACCCCUCAUGCUCCGAUGCGGUCGACUGGUUCGUGCUGGCGGCGCCGCUGAAGGUGCCUGACAGCCAGGUGCUCGAGUUCCUCAGCUAUGUGGGCGACCGACGCACCCUCGCAUUCAACGCUCGCCCUCGCCAGGACCUUGGUCCGCGGCGACUCGCUGCGGGGACUGCAUGAGUGCAGCGACCUGCAUGAGCCCUCUUUAGAACCAUAUCAUGAGGGCCUGUCACACAACGCCUGCCGUAUCGGAACUCUCCUCUGCGCUUUUGAAUCACCAGGUCGUCACUCAUAGGGCGUAUUCCUACGGAGUGGUGUUCAGUACCAGGAUAGCAACAAACGCGUCUGAACACCAUGCUGUAAUUGCUGAUCUUCAAGAAGCUGUUCAGUACCAGGAUAGUACGAUUCGCAAGGGGUUGCACGAUUUGCACGACUCGUUUCGACGAAACGGAAUGACACGCGGCAUGCAUGCGACGCGUCAGGUGCUGCUCGCGAAUGUUAGAGUCAACCCUCUCAAAACUAGAAUUUGAAUGAUCAUAGAGUUAGAGAGUACAUGCACAUAUUCCUAAAUGUUGUACCCUCUAGGAGGUUACCCUAUACAGUCUAU